This is a messenger RNA of Oppia nitens, 1113 nucleotides long. RefSeq lists its product as uncharacterized. The annotation marks the transcript as partial. Gene Ontology annotation, molecular function: transmembrane transporter activity. The record is from RefSeq and is a predicted model, not a curated record. Gene Ontology annotation, cellular component: membrane. The transcript has 3 exons. Lineage: Eukaryota; Metazoa; Arthropoda; Arachnida; Sarcoptiformes; Oppiidae. Gene Ontology annotation, biological process: transmembrane transport.
AUGAGUUUCAAAUCAAUCAUACAAUUUGUUUCAUUGUUAAGAGUGGAGCCGUUUCUCAUAAUACUGUAUUUCAGUUCAUACUUUCGUAAGACACCGUUGGAAGUGCUUAUUCAAGACAAACUGUGCCGUAAUGUCUAUAAUAUGAGUGUCGAGUUUUGCUGUGAUCUGCCGUAUAUGACUGAUGAUGACCCGGAGAUCGACAUAAAAACUCGYAUAUUAUCAGAUGCCGUCAAAUACAAUAUGUAUCACACGUGGAUCACAAUGGCUCCGGGCAUUGUUUGGUCAAUAUUUUUAGGUCCCUGGGUAGACAAGUAUGUCAAYGGGAGAAAAGCUAUUUUCAUAGUGGGAUCCCUUACCCAAUCAAUGGAAGCAGCUAUGAAUGCAUAUAGUUCAUAUUAUUUUAGCACAGAUAUCAGAUGGAUAUUAGUAUCUUUCAUACCGUACACGUUGUCCGGUGCCAUGACAUUCACAACGGCCUACUCGUAUGUAGCGGURACCACACCAGUCAAGUAUCGCACACUUCGCAUGACUGCACUGGAAGUAUUAGUAGCUAUCGCACAACCAUUAGGUGUAUACAUAUCGGGCAAACUUAUUAACAUUCACCCGAUUGUCGGCGCCAAUGGUCAGCUCCAUAACUAUGGACUUAUAUUUACGAUCAGUAGUUUGGGUGCUUUUGUGGCCUUCCUCUGGGCUGUGUUUGUCAUCGAUCAGGAAUUUGACAAACAAUUGUUUGAUAAUUAUGUGUUAGACGAAAGUCAGGCUCUACUCUGUAAACCUGAUAAAGAAAAAUCCGGUGAACAGACAGAUGAUAACUACAGCACUGUUGUCUUAGAGCCGACCAGUGAAUACAUUCAUCCGUUAAGAUUACUGUUCAACAUAAACAAUGUCCGGGAAAUUGCCUUAACUUUGUCAAUGAAAAGACCUAAUUAUGUGAGGGCACAGAUAUGGCUGAUCAUAGCCGGAAUGUUUUGGUGCUAUUUUAUAUGGGCGGCGCCGGCAGCCUAUCUGUUUCAGUUUGUCGAAAAGAUAUACCGUUGGGAUGCACCCAUAUAUACGGAAAUCAGUUCRUUGGGCUUGAUWGCCAACUCUAUGGCCAUUAUAUUUUUAGSACCG